AUGGCCUCGCCUCUCGGCCCACCACCACCACCUCGCGCCAGCGCCAGUGCCGCCGCCGCCCCUCCGACCCCGCAAGAGAUCGAGCGCAAGCUGGGCUCGCCCUCGCUCCCGCCCACCACCAUGGGCGCCGCGAGCCCGUCCCUCGCCGCCCUGUCGACCUCGCUCGAGACCCCGGGCGGCUUUGCCCUCCUCGAGCGCAGGGGGAGCCUCGCGAGCCGCAGGACCUCGAUGAUCUCGUCGACCGCCGACGACGAGUCGGACGCGCACGACCCCACCACCUCGUCGUCGUCCGCCUCGCACGCCGCGUUCGCCUCGUCCGGCGGCGCCCCGCUGCGCACCUCUCCUCCCUCGUUCCUCGCCCCUACCACGUCCACCACGUCCACCACGUCCACCUCCACCGCUACCACCGCCACCGCCUCCUCGUCGUCCCACCCACAGCAGCACCCGCACGCGCAGCACCACCUCGCGCUCCAGAGCAUCUCGGAGACGGACGACGCCCUCGGCGAGGGCGACGGCGACGGUGGCUGCGCGAGCGACGAGUCGGACGCGAGCUCGCUCGGCGGACUCGAGCGGCGGCGCGAGGGCGCAUUUGCUGUCCCGGCGGGGCAGGGGCACGGGCACGGGCAGGGGCAGGCGCAGGGGCGCGCGAGGGCGUUCGACCUCGCGCCGGUGCGCACGGGCUCGGGCGCCGACGGCGCGAGCGGCGCGAGAGGGGCAGGAGGAGGAGGGCGAGGGGGUCUGAGCGACAACGUGGCGCUCAAGAGCGGGUACCUCAUGAAGAAGGGUGAGCGGCGCAAGGCGUGGAAGAAGCGGUGGUUUGUCCUCAGGGGAGGGCAGCUCGCCAUGUACAAGAGCGACAAGGAGUACCGCCUCCUGCGCCUCAUCCCGCUGUCAGACAUCCACGCCGUCGCGCCCAUCUCGCUCAAGAAGCACGCCCACGCGUUCGGCAUCGUGACGCCGCGCCGCACCUACUACGUGCACGCCGACUCGAGCCCGGAAGCCCACGCGUGGUGUCGCGCGCUUGACGCGGCGAGGAGCGACGAGGCGAGCCGCGCGACGGUCAACAGCGUAGAGACGCCGACGCCGACGCCGACACCGAGGGGCGGCGCGAGCCCGGCGGCGACGCCGAGGGGGGGCAGCUUUGAGGGGGCGAGGGCGGGCGCGGCGGGCGCGGCGGCGGGGACGGCGGCGAGAGGGACGGCGGCGAGGGCGCAGCAGGAGGACGAUGACGAGCGCGAGCGCGACGAGGACGAGGGGAGCGAGGGCGAGUACCUCGCGCACGGGCACGGUCUCGGCCUCGACGACGGCGGCUCGACGACGCCGCGCGCGCUCGUCCAGCACGGCGCCGCCGAGUACGCGCCGUCUGGGCCCUCGUCGUCCUCGUCGGCGGCGGUCAACAUCCCCGGCUCGACCACCACCUCGGCGCCCGCGUUCGGGAACCCGCACGCGCCCGGAUCUAGCUACGCCUCGACGGGCGCGAGCUCGUC
Rhodotorula graminis WP1 is the source of this 1487-nucleotide messenger RNA. RefSeq lists its product as uncharacterized. NCBI's taxonomy places the organism in Eukaryota, Fungi, Basidiomycota, Microbotryomycetes, Sporidiobolales, Sporidiobolaceae. The transcript has 4 exons. The annotation marks the transcript as partial. The record is from RefSeq and is a predicted model, not a curated record.